AUGUUUUUAUUCCCUAAUGCAGUAAUCAGCAAAUAUACUCUAAAAAAAAAACCAAAACUGCCAAGAAGAUGCACGUCACAAGGCCGCCGACUUCCAAGCAGUCUGAUUCUGAACAUCAAUAGAGGUUAUGGCCUUGCGCAUGGCCUGCUAAGCGAGGCUUGCGUGUUCUUCUUCGAUGCGCUAUUCCGUGCUCGCCCGCGGCUCCCACUAUUUCGCCAAUUCCCCAUCUGUAUAUCGUGCAGCACCCUGAAAAAGCUCCCUAGUGUCGGUGGCAGUUUCAGAAACAAAGCAUUCACACGAAAUAAUGGCGUGAUGGACCGGGUCAUGGAACGCAACCAAGAGUUCAAUUUUUGCACGUCAACUGCUGCUUAUUUCCUCUUUCGAAAAGAAACUAUGCGUUUUCCCCACGAAACAUAUUUACAGAAGCAGAAGCAGAAGCAGAAGCAGAAACAGCAACAGCAACAGUAA
Saccharomyces eubayanus is the source of this 468-nucleotide messenger RNA. RefSeq lists its product as uncharacterized. Lineage: Eukaryota; Fungi; Ascomycota; Saccharomycetes; Saccharomycetales; Saccharomycetaceae. The record is from RefSeq and is a predicted model, not a curated record. The transcript has a single exon. The coding region runs from base 1 to 468 and encodes 155 amino acids.